UUAGAGCCAAGUUUGUCAUCUUUUUGUCCGUAUCGUAGAGGGCAAGAUCUCGGACUCUCUGUUGUUCUCGCCGCCGCCGCCACCACCUUCGUGGCUAAGAAAGGGCGAGGAAGAAAGAAAAAGAAAGCGAGAGAAACCCCAGUAACUGUGCGUGAAGAGAGGGAAGGGAAGGGAGGGAGGGAGAGAUGUUCCUUGUGGAGUGGCUGUACGGGAUCCUGGCGAUGCUGGGGCUGGCGACCAAGGAGGCGAAGAUCCUCUUCUUGGGCCUCGACAACGCCGGCAAGACAACCCUUCUCCACAUGCUCAAAGAUGAGAGGUUGGGGCAGCACCAGCCGACGCAGUUCCCGACGGCGGAGGAACUGAUGAUCGGGAAGAUCAGGUUCACGGCGUUCGAUUUGGGGGGCCAUCGGAUGGCCCGCAGAGUCUGGAGGGAUUAUUACGCUAAGGUUGAUGCGGUUGUAUACAUAGUGGAUGCAGCAGACAAGGAGCGAUUCCUCGAAUCCAAAAUUGAACUGGAUGCAUUGCUAGCAGAUGAAACUCUGGCCAACGUUCCGUUUCUUGUCCUCGGAAACAAGAUCGACAUUCCUUAUGCUGCUUCCGAGGAUGAGCUACGUUACUCUCUAGGCCUGGCAAACUGCACUACCGGCAAAGGGAGAGUAGAUUAUUCCAAUACCAACAUCCGACCCAUAGAGCUCUUUAUGUGCAGCAUUGUCCGUAAGAUGGGUUAUGGCGAUGGUUUCAGGUGGCUCUCACAAUACAUCAAAUAAAGGUUUUGUAGCUUGCAAAGAUGAUAUAAUGUCAUAUCUAUCUCAUAGUUGUAGUUUUGUACAGCUAGCAGGUAUGUGAAAUUGAUUCUGCAGUUCAAUGUACUAUAAAAUGUGUUUUUUCUUCUUUUUUUUUUUUUGAGGAAACUAUAAAAUGUAUUUUCCAUGUAUGUAAUAGCCAGAAAUAUAGUGUUCGUGGGUGCAUAGUGAUGGUAAUUAGCAGUUUGUUGUA
Messenger RNA from Phoenix dactylifera (date palm), 996 nucleotides. RefSeq names its product small COPII coat GTPase SAR1A-like. The record is from RefSeq and is a predicted model, not a curated record. Lineage: Eukaryota; Viridiplantae; Streptophyta; Magnoliopsida; Arecales; Arecaceae. Gene Ontology annotation, biological process: intracellular protein transport. Gene Ontology annotation, molecular function: GTP binding; GTPase activity.